Messenger RNA from Ylistrum balloti, 4844 nucleotides. Its product is annotated as STAM-binding protein-like. The transcript has 10 exons. Gene Ontology annotation, biological process: protein K63-linked deubiquitination. Gene Ontology annotation, molecular function: K63-linked deubiquitinase activity; protein binding; metal-dependent deubiquitinase activity. The record is from RefSeq and is a predicted model, not a curated record. Lineage: Eukaryota; Metazoa; Mollusca; Bivalvia; Pectinida; Pectinidae. The coding region runs from base 342 to 1784 and encodes 480 amino acids. Gene Ontology annotation, cellular component: membrane; endosome.
AAUCACAGAGCACCUACCCAGCGUGAAACUUUGUCAUAUAUUUAAUUAGUGUCGUAUUUCGUAAAUAUUUAUAUAUCAAAUAAUUAAUGAACGCUUUAUUUUAUAUCAGAUACACAGAAAAUAUCAGCGUGUUUGUAAGACACCAUCUGUGCUUGAACGAUUUUACUGUUUUGUGUGAGCUGUCAAACUAAAAUUUUGCUUGGUGUUACUUUGUCAUCAUCUGAGUCAGAAGGUGCUGACUGUGACAUAUGUGUAAUAUUUGUUCUGCGUAGACAUCAUGCUUUUCAAAUAAGUAUAACUAAGAUACACGUAAAGGAAUUGAUACUUUAUAGCAAAUAAUUAUGGCAUUGGCCAUGCAUGGUGGUGAUUCAUCACUGUUUGCUGAAAUUCGGGACCCUGGAGCCCGUGUUCGCAAGCUUUGCGAUUAUGCAUGUCAGGUUGAUGUGGAUACUGCAAUCCCACCAAAGCGCUACCUCAGAUCUGGACUGGAGAUGAUUCGCAUGGCAAAAGUCUAUGAAGAGGAGGGUAAUAUAGAAAGUGCAUUUGUCCUCUACACAAAGUUCAUAUCAUUGUUUGUUGAAAAGCUUCCAAAACAUCCAGACUUCAAAAGUGCACCACCAACAGAUAUCGCUGCUGUUCGUCAGAAAGUGAAAUCAGCUUUUCCUGUUGCUGAACAAAUUAAGGGAAAACUUACAAAGAAAUAUGCAGAAAUUGAACGGAAACGUCAAGCAGAAGAGCGGAAAAUCCAAGAAGAGUUGGAGAGACAGCAGGACAAGAUCCGUCAGGAGGAGGAGCUGAGACGCCGGCAAAAAGAGGAAGAAGAAAACUGCCUUCGUCUUGCUUCUGAAGCAAAAUGGAUGCAAGAACAGGAACAAAGACUGCUGGAGCUUAAGGAGCAAGAGAUGAUGAAAAAUAUUGACUCACAGUCCCAGAUUCAUGAUCCAACUGUGUCCAACAAUGCUGACAAAACAGCACUCAACAAUCAGAACACCAAGCCAAGUGCACAACAUGGAUCCCUUGGUUUGGCAUUCAUUCCCAACAACCUUGAUGAUGGUCGACCUAAAAUUGAGAAGAACCUUUUGAAUGACCCAUCAAGAAUUUCUUCCAGCGUACCAAAUAUACCAGACAGAGAAUUGAAGAAAAACCUAGUCAUAAGUGAUUCAGAUUCACGUUUAGGGCCUCCUGGAAUUGACAGGACAUGUAAGCCAGCGUUUGACCACUUCACCAGUAUAGGGGUGCCAGGCCAUAACAAGGGAGGUCUAAGAGAUGUUUGCAUCCCUUCAGACUUGGUCAGAAAAUUUUUAGGUGUGGCUGACCACAACACAAUGAAAAACAUUGAAACAUGUGGAAUAUUAGCAGGAAAACUAUCCAAGAACGCGUUUUACAUAUCACAUGUGCUGAUUCCGAAGCAGGCAGGAACGUCAGACUCCUGUGUGGCAGAAGAUGAAGAAGAUAUCCUGAUGUACCAGGACCCACGUGACCUCAUUACCCUUGGCUGGAUACAUACCCAUCCAUCACAGACAGCUUUCCUAUCAAGUGUUGAUAUGCACAACCAGUACGGUUACCAAGCCAUGCUGCCUGAGGCCAUAGCCAUUGUUUGUGCACCCAAGUACAACGAAACUGGGAUAUUUACCCUGACCCAGGACACUGGUAUGCCCGAUAUUGGCAGUUGUAGGGAACGAGGAUUCCAUGACCAUCGUAAAACACCUCCUUUAUUUGAGAGCUGUAGUAAUGUGAAGAUGCUGGACGAGAUGAGGAUAGAGAUGGUAGAUUUAAGAAAAUGAGAGUGCUGGAGGGAAAAAUUGACAUAUGCAGUACUGACAAGGUUAUGUGGCAUGUAAGAGGAUGAUCACAUGUUGGUGCUGAGUGUAUUAUCAUGACAGGUGGAGGAAUUCUCCCUACAGAGCCUAGAUACCCUUAUGUGUCGUCUAUCUCAAAGGUCAGCUGGAAGAAUUCUCCAUACAGAGCCUGGAUACUCUGAUAUGUGGUCUGUCCAACUGGUCAAUUGAAGGAAUUCUCCUUACAGAGCCUGGAUAUCGUAAUGUGUGUCUAUCUCACUAGCUAGCUUCAGGAAUUCUCCUUACAGAGCCUGGAUACUCUAAUAUGUGGUCUAUAUCACUGUUCAGCUGGAGGAAUUCUCCAUACAGAGCCUGGUACUCAGCUGGAGUAUUUCUUCAUACAGCGCCUGGAUACUCUAAUGUGUGGUCUAUCUCACUGGUCAGGUGGAGUAUUUCUUCAUACUGAGUCUGGAUAAUCUAAUGUGUGGUCUAUCUCACUGGUCAGAUGGAAUAUUUCUUCAUACUGAGUCUGGAUACUCUAAUGUGUGGUCUAUCUCACUGGUCAGGUGGAGUAUUUCUUCAUACAGAGUCUGGAUACUAUAAUGUGGUCUAUAUCACUAGUCAGCUGGAGGGAGCUGGAGGAAUUCUCCAUACAGAGCCUGGGCACUCUAAUGUGUGGUCAAUCUCACUGGUCAGGUGGAGGAAUUCUUCAUACAGAGUCUGGAUAUUCUAAUAUAUGGUCAAUCUCACUAAUCAGGUGGAGUAUUUCUUUACACAAAGCCUGUUUACUCUGUGUAGUUUAUCUCACUAAUGAGGUGGUUGAAUUCUCAGUACAUAGUCUGGAUACUCUGCUAUAUGGCCUGUUUCACUAUUGAACUUUUAUGUAACACAGAACUUGUAUAAAACUACUUGCAUAGACCCUAGUAUACCAGGUAUAUCUAUAAAACUAACCUCUAAUAGGUUACCUAUCUUUUCCAAACUGAAAACUGGAAUUGAUUUCCUAUUCGGGGUAUGACAGGAAAAUAUCCAUCUAAGCUUGUUUAGUUGAGGCUGGAUGCUUGAUAUUUAUAAAUAUUUCUGCCAGGUAAUAUUCCCAAAAUAGAGCCUGAUUAUUUUUCUUCAUGACAUUGCAUCAUUAUAUUUAGAAAAGAUUUACACUUGUUGUUACUCUAGGUGUGUUAAAGGAAAUAAUGACCAGGCAGUAUGUUGGACAUAUUUGUGAGGUGCACAAAGUCACAUAGGGUUUUCCAACCGAGUUUAAUGUUAAGAACGAAUUCAUUAUGUAUAUAUUACUCAGACUUUAAUAUUUACUGGUUGUAUUGCAAAUGUAGCUAUGUAGUCACUGUUUAAGACUUUUCUCUGACUUAAUUUUAUUGAAGUGCUGUGAUAGAAAUGACAGCUGAAAUUUUUGCUUCACAGAAAUUUCGCUAGUCUUGCUAAAUCUUUGACAUGAAAGCUGGAAGCUUUAUUUGUGUUAUUGUUUAAGUGUCUUUAAUGAUAUCCAAGCAGAUAUACAUGAAUUUACAUUGAUCCUGCCUAAUGCUAAUGGUGAUGUUAAAUACAGAAAGCCAAAUAUCUCAACUACACUUAAAUGAGACAUGCAAAGCCCUUCACACUGUUAAUGUACUGUUUUGUGUUUGUCGGUAAUGAAAUUACAUUUUUGGUGUUGUUUGUAAGUAUAUGUCAUCCAAUCUUUUAUCUUGACAUUCUGUUGUGAAUUUUAAGUGUAUGAGUACGCAAGGUGAACUCCUCCAUUUUAUUGAACAGAUUUUGGUUGAGAACCAUAUGUCAAAUGAAGGUUAAAUCCAGCAUUAUUAAAUAAGCACUGACAACCUAUUUAUUAAUACCUAUUUUCUCCUUUAUCCAAAACUCAUGCACCACUUCCCUCAUGAUAAGCUUCCUUUGGGUGAAAAUGAAAGGGUAAAUAAUAUUUAGAAUGUAUACUGAUCUCUGAAGUUGGUUGAAAUAAGGGACUGUAUACAGACUUGUACAUGGUUACUAGUAUGCUGAUUGAGUUUUCAUUUAAAACAUUUGUUUUACUAGUCAUUCACCAUAACAGAAAUUCAAUAUAAAUAAUUUAACAUGUUCUUAUGGAAACAGUUGUCAAAUUUGUCUGCCAAUGCAACACACUGGGCAUUUUAUUAUCAAAAUCAAAUUUUUGCUUUUCGUUUCUUCAUUAUACUAAGUAGAGUAUACAAGAACUUGUUUUGUGAAGUGCUUGUCAGAAUCAUGUGGCCACUAUUUCUGUGAUCAGAAGACCAUGCUUAUGGUAAUUAAAAACACAUUUCUAUGAAAGGCUUCGUCAUUUUAUGUGUUGUGUCAAAUAAUUCAACAUUACUACCAUAGAAACAUGAUCUGAAUGUUAUGUAUUGACUUUUUCAUACUAAGUGGCUAAACAUUCAAUUAGCAAACUUUUUUCUGGCUUUUCUUAGUGAUAUUAAAAAGGCUUAUAUCUUUCAAACACAUUUUCUUAUUGUGCAAUGAAAUUGGCUCAUUCAGACUUGCAUUUUAGAAUGUAUUACAAAUUUUAGCAGUAUGGUAAUUUUUAACUGGAAUUGUUUACAAUUAGUAAUGUGAGAUUUUUUAGGUCAUCUGAGACAAAGUCUCAUGGUGACCUUUGGAUUGCCUUUGUUCGGCAUCGCGCAUCAUAAACUUUUUAAACAUUUUUGACUUCUCAAAAAUUCUUGAACCAAUAUAAUACAAACCUUCCAUGGCCAAGAUGCACCAAAAUUGUAAAUCAAGAAGAAUGACAACAUUGUAACUUGGGUGACCGUUAAAACCCAUGGGCCUUUAAUUUAAAUAGAAAUGUAAGAAUUGAUUGUUAUAAUGCUUUAUUUCUUCUGUGAUAUGAGGUGUGUUUUAUUAUAGAGGAUGAUAGAUUUACAUAAUACUUUCCACAUCCUCAUGACACAAAUGUAUCAUAAUGCCAGGACAUAGAUGAAUUUAUUCUAAUAGUUUGAUUGUCAUUGUAGACCUUAGAAAAUAGAUAAGUAGAAAAGUCAAACACUAGAAAAAGGAAAGAUACACUAAAUGAAUAUUAAUUUGAUGUAAUAAAGUUGUUGAUUA